ACCAGAUCCCAGGCGCUGACCAGCUUGACCUUCUCUGCACAGCAGCUGUAGAACUUGGGAUCAGAAAGGGGAGUGAUUUCUGUAAAGAUUUGUUAAGUUAGCAAGACAAUAUGCCUCCACUUCAAGAGUACUUUUAGUGACAUUUUUAUUGUCUCUCCAAUACGUAUUGAAAAUCUUUAAUAUAGAAGACACUGCAUUGGCAAUUUUGAUGAUCAAAAUAUAAGUUUCUCUUUAUUCCAUGAAUGUAUAAUCCAUCAGAAAACAUAUGCUUGACUAAAAUUUGCAAACAUACAGCAUGGGGAGGGAUUAGUACAGAGGGAAAGCAGGUUCUAUGCUGUGGCAAAUGAGGAAGGCGAGAGCAUCAGGGAGGACAGCCAUGAGAGGUGGGCGCAUGUGGAGGCAGCAAUGGUGUGCAGAGCCUGUCAAAGAGCAGGUGCUGUGGGCAAGUUGUGAACAGAGGCUCAGAGCAGCAUUGUGGGAGGCUUGAGGGGAAGUUUACACAAGGGUUUUCCUGGGAGAACGAUGACAUUCUAUGAGGAGGACAUGAGUGAGUAGAUUCUAGACUGUUGACUUUAACAUCUUUCCAAAUUAUUGAAAACCUGAGGUCUCACAUCAAUAUUUAGCCGAUGACACACAGCCAAGGGUGGUAUUAAAGGUGAUUUGAUCAGGGCAGAGCAAGAAACAGGCAUUUCUUUUCACUCGAGUCUUCAGGUGAGCCCUGAGCAGCUGAAGACCAGAAAAGCCACUAAGACUUUCCGCUUAAUUCAGGGGCUUAGAAGAUUCUUCACAAAGUGUGUAAGUGAAAGCUUCAUAGUAUAUAUUUGCAUAUUUGUAUGUGUUUCACAUUGUACGUAGGGUUUUUAGAUGUACCAGGAAGAAAAGAAGCACAGAGAAAGUCCCCACUUACAGGAUGUGGAACAAAUAAACUUUACAUGCUUCCCUGGAAGAUACGUGGGGAUCAUCAAAGCAUCCAAUGAUCUCAAAUUCAGGGAAAGAGAAAGAAAAGAGAGGCUCUCAGCUCUGAAGGAGAAUGAAAUGAGAGAUAUUUAUCAUUAAACUGGGCUUCAUUUCUGUUUAAUCAAAGCACUGAAUCAGCUGUUUUGUCUCUAGGUCCGGCAUACUUUGAAGCAUGAGUUCUUACCAGCAGAAGCAGACCUUUACCCCACCCCCUCAGCUUCAACAGCAGCAGGUGAAACAACACAGCCAGCCUCCACCUCAGGAGCCAUUUGUCCCCAUAACCAAGGAGCCAUGCCACCCAAAGUUUCCACAACAACCCGGAAACACCAAGAUUCCAGAACCAGGCUGCACCAAGGUCCCUGAGCAAGGCUUCGUCAAGAUCCCUGAGCAAGGCUACACCAAGGUCCCUGAGAAAGGCUGCACCAAGGUCCCUGAGCAAGGCUUCGUCAAGAUCCCUGAGCAAGGCUACACCAACGUCCCUGACCAAGGCUGUGUCAACAUCCCUGAGCAAGGCUACACCAAGGUCCCUGAGCAAGGCUACACCAAGGUCCCUGAGCAAGGCUACACCAAGGUCCCUGAGCAAGGCUACACCAAGGUCCCUGAGCCACAUCCUUCAACGGUCACUCCAGGCCCAGCUCAGCAGAAGACCAAGCAGAAGUAAUGUAGUGCACAGACAAGCCCUUGAGAAGCUGACCACCAGAUGCUGGACACCCUCUUUCCAUCUGCUUCUGUGUAGACCUUGUAAUCAGUUUACUGUCACCCCGAGUCAUAGUCUCUCUCUUAUUUGUAUCCUAAAAAUAUGUACUUUGAAGCUUUUGUUCACACACACCCUGAAGAAUCCUGUAAGCCCCUGAAUUAAGCAGAAAGUCUUAGAGGCUUUUCAGGUCUUUAGCUGCUAAGGGUCCAUCUGAAGAUUUGAAUGAAAAGAAAUGCAUGUUUCCUGCUCUGUCCUCAUUAAAUUGCCUUUAAUUCCA
Molecule: messenger RNA, 1931 nt
Organism: Cebus imitator (Panamanian white-faced capuchin)
Lineage: Eukaryota; Metazoa; Chordata; Mammalia; Primates; Cebidae
Gene: SPRR3
Product: small proline rich protein 3
Exons: 2
Coding region: 1130-1618 (162 amino acids)
Source: RefSeq, a predicted model, not a curated record